Molecule: messenger RNA, 1744 nt
Organism: Lottia gigantea (owl limpet)
Lineage: Eukaryota; Metazoa; Mollusca; Gastropoda; Lottiidae
Exons: 7
Coding region: 114-1241 (375 amino acids)
Biological process (GO): MyD88-dependent toll-like receptor signaling pathway; positive regulation of canonical NF-kappaB signal transduction; defense response to Gram-positive bacterium
Cellular component (GO): plasma membrane
Molecular function (GO): Toll-like receptor binding; TIR domain binding
Source: RefSeq, a predicted model, not a curated record
CUAUUGGGAACACCACAAUCAACUUUUGUGAGACUAUCAAAACAGUAUUAAUUUCAGAUAAGUAAAAGCAGAAAAUAUUCACUGGAUUCUGCUGGUUAACCGUUAACAUAAUAAUGGCUGCCAACUAUCCAAGAAUCAGUGCAAGCGAUCGAAAUCUUCAUUUGGCCGUACUGAAUGUCAGUUCAUACAGAAGAUUGGGAUUAUUUUUAAAUAUCCGAAGCUCUGGCCAUGAGGUCAACGAUUUUCAGGGCUUGGCAGAGAAAAUAGGCUUCGAAUAUAUGGAAAUACUGAAUUUUGAACAAGACCCGGAUCCCACCAAACGAGUCAUAAGGGAAUGGGUUCAAAGAGGUGAUUUGAAUCCGACUAUUGGUCAACUGUUUGAUUAUUUAGAAGAAAUGGAAAGAAUAGAUGUCAUAACUGAAUGUUAUCCCUUGAUUUUAAAAGAUAUUGAAACGUUCUCUAAGAAGAGAGGAUUAAAUUUUUCACCAUUACAAGAUCAGACUGUGUCACAGAGUACAAUGGCUGCUAAUAACUAUAAGAUUAUAGAUGAUCACACUGUCGAUGAAACUCAGAUUAUGACUGUUGAAGACGUCGAACAUGGAUCUCCACAAUUAUACGAUGCAUUUGUCUGUUAUUGUCCAGAGGGUGAAGAUAUCAAAUUUGUUAAAAUGAUGAUAUCAAUAUUAGAAAGUGAGCCCUACAAUCUGAAGCUGUUUGUACCAGGUCGUAAUGAUUUACCGGGAGCGGCAUCUCAUACAGUUAGUGCUAGUUUAAUUGAAAACAGGUGUAGACGUAUGGUGAUCAUCAUUUCUCAUACUUAUCUUAAAAGUCCAGCCUGUGAUUUCCAAACUAAAUUUGCCUUUUGCUUAUCACCUGGUGCAAGAAGUAAGAAACUUGUUCCAGUAUUGAUAGAACCAUGUACCAUUCCAUCUAUACUCCGUCACAUUACAAUGUGUGACUAUACCAAGAAAGAUUUACAGGAAUGGAUUUGGAGACGUUUAGUUGAAUCUAUUCGAGCUCCACUAAACGCCAUAGAAUGGCAAGAAAGACAUAUCGAAUCCUCCGAUAUCACACUUACCAUUUCAUCCAGUUAUGAUGACCUGUUCAGUUCUUCACCUAAUGCAUCAUCAACAUCAAUCUCAACUUCCCCUGCACAAAUGUCACGGUUAUCUCAACAAUCGCCAAGUUCAUCAAACAAGAAAUCGAAAGCCCAUACUUGGAGCCAUUCCACAGCUUGCUAAGAGUAUCUAAUUACACAAAGAGCAAUGAUAAAGCGAUAUAAAAUGCUUAUUAAAUAUAGAGUGAAUUCUAAAGGUACAUACAUGUAUAUUAUGAUACGGUUUGCAAUGUCAGACUUUACAGGUAACUAAUUAGUGAGAGGGCAAAAAGUUUAUAUAACUUUCUGUAUAUUUGUAUUAUAUUGUCUUAUUUUAUUUGUUUGUUUGUCUAUUUGGUUGUAGGUAUAUGAAAAGGUAAUUGAAACGGUACAAGACCAGAAUAAAAUAUGCUUAUUACAAAUUAAUUGAUAAGAAUUGAAUGGGAGUGCUCGUCUGAAUGAGUCUAGUUGUCUUACCUCGAAUAUACCCUCAAAAAUAUUUUGUAGGAGGCAAAUCAUAAAUUAUGAAUAAUUGUUAUUAUAUUCAUAUAAUUAAAACAAACUUUUUAUUUAUAUUAAAUUUAGAGUAAAAGGGAAACUUUUUAGGCUGGACCUGAAGAUAUUUACAAUAAAAUAAGAUUAUUGCUA